Molecule: messenger RNA, 1648 nt
Organism: Centruroides sculpturatus (bark scorpion)
Lineage: Eukaryota; Metazoa; Arthropoda; Arachnida; Scorpiones; Buthidae
Product: protein toll-like
Exons: 3
Coding region: 592-1596 (334 amino acids)
Molecular function (GO): protein binding
Source: RefSeq, a predicted model, not a curated record
UGAAUUCUCGAAAUUCGGCGCUUUUAUUGGAGGAUUAGGGCCUACGGUUGUUUUCGGAUUGAUGCUUCAUUUCCAAGUUGAAUUCAAAAUUUCGAAUCGCGUCGCUUCAAUUGGUCAAUUGUAGCAGCGACACGCCUUCAUAUUAUUCCCGUGAAGCCAUUUCAAAAAUUUUAGGGCAAUUCUGACGUCGCCUGUCACCCUUCAUAAUAAGGAAGUCGUUUAACUUUCGAAUUGCGAAAUUCUCCGAAAUUACUGAUUACUUAUGCAAACAUAGUAUUUGUGCAAGAUAAGAUAAAUAGGUUUAACUGGCAGAUUAUCUCUACGCUUUUUAUUUUACCUGGAGGCCCUAAUUUUUGAAACUAUUCUCGCUUCGAUCACAUUUCGAUACAUAGGGCAAUAUCGAGUUCGUACAGAAAGGUGAAUGGCCUUUAUUCAGUCCUUAAAACAAUAUACGGGUUGGAAAUUUCUUCGUCAUUUCGAUGAAAAAGCCUUUUUUAAAUAAAUUAUCGCGUAUCUUGGAGACAAUUGCAGCUGUCAGAUAAUUUACAGAGGCUUAGAUAUAAGAGGAUUAAAGGAAGAUAAAUUGAGAAAAUGAUGGAGAAGAAUAUUAUGUUUCGUUGGGUGACAAUUUCUGCGUUGUUAAACAUCCUUCGGGCGUCCACUCCACUUAAACAAUCGUGUCCGCCCCCGGAGAACAUCCACCCGUGUACGUGCCAGACGGUGACACCCAAGGAUAACGAAAUCUGGGUUACGUGUGAUAAAAUCGAGUCCCUGCAGAAAUUAACGCGUUCGAUAUCGGCCUUGAAAGGCCACGCCAUUGACAAGUUUAGGAUGACAUCCUCGCAAAUAGGUUUCAUACCCAGCAACCUCUUCUAUCAAACCACAAUUUCCGAUAUCGUAAUCGACAGUACGGAAAUUAACAGCUUCACUCAGUCCGAAGAGCACCCAUUUUUGGGAUUAGAAAAUCGCUUAGUCAGCGUUUCCAUCAGGAAUUGCCAACUCGGAACGGGAAUCGACUGGGAAAGAUUUUCUAAAGUCAACAGUUUGACGUAUCUCGAUUUGAGCUUUAAUACCUUUAAGACGGGGGAGAAGGAGUCGUUCCGUUUCAGUCAUCCUACGUUAGCAUCGUUGACUUUAAAGGGAAGUAACGUCGAAUCGGUGGCAGACGAUGCAUUUGCCAGACUGCUCAAUGUGAUAUUUUUGGAUUUAUCGGAAAAUAAAUUGAAAUCACUGAAGAGAUGCAUGUUUCCGAGGGAUUCUAAGAUCAAGUUUCUCAAUUUAAGUAAUAAUAGAUUAUCGUCACUCCCUAAUGAUAUCUUCAGCAAUAUGUUACACCUGAAAAGAAUUUAUCUUAUGUACAAUCGAUUGCAAACGUUCGACGAAUUAACAUGGAGGCCCGUCAUCGGCACGCUGGAGCACCUCGACAUCGACAAUAAUCCUAUUGUGUGCGACUUAUCAGUUUGUUGGAGCACCAAGUACGAUCAUCCUGGCCAUUUUUACGGAAAAUGUUCGCAACCUCCGACUCUGAGAGAUCGGCCUCUCAGAUCCCUCAACUAUUGGCAAGUGGACAACUGCACUCGUCCUAUUGUACGUUAGUAAAAUGAAAAUGUUUUUCUCCCGAAAAUAAAUCAAUUUCUUAAUCCUUUUA